CGCGUGUGGGACAGUACGCGCAGUUCUGUCUGCGUUGGAAAAUUCACUGUUAAAUGUUGAUCUGUGGAUAUUUGGGGUGUUUAAUUUUUUUUCUUGGGACAACAGUAGACAUUAAUCGUUCUUGUAGCGCAUCUACUAAUUGCGUCCGACCUGCGCCUCCUAAUGACUCUUUCAAAUUGCAUUUCAUAGACUAGACAGGAGCGCUGCGCUGCGCUCCAGGCGCGUCCUCGUGUCCGUGUUUUUUGCUGCAGCUCGACAUGCUUUUCCCAGAUCGGAGCUGUGACGAUUGUUUUCAUUUUGGUGCACAUGAAAGCUGUUUUCCAUUCAGUCAUUAAGGCGCGCUGCUGUGGUCCGACGCGGACAUGAGGCAGGUUUCUCCGCGCGGAGCUGGAAACAAUGGAAGAUGCCUUAAGUGACAAGGAGCCCUCCAUGCCCGAGCCGGGAGCUGGUGCGCGGCGGAGCCCGCAGGGAGUUCCCUACUCCGAGCUGCCGCACAUCGUCAACGCCGACGGACUGCACCUGUUCUGCCGCUACUGGGAGCCCGCCGCUCCGCCCAGGGCUUUGGUGUUUGUUGUUCAUGGGGCUGGUGAGCACAGUGGGCCAUAUGACGAGAUUGCACAGAGACUGAAGGAACUGUCCCUGCUGGUAUUUGCGCAUGACCACGUUGGUCAUGGUCAGAGUGAAGGGGAAAGGAUGAACAUCAAAGAUUUUCAGAUUUACGUCAGAGACUCCUUGCAGCACAUCGACCUUAUGAAGUCCCGCCACCCUGACCUUCCCGUCUUUAUUGUUGGCCACUCCAUGGGUGGAGCUAUCUCAAUCCUGACAGCAUGUGAGAGACCGAGUGAAAUAAGUGGAGUGGUUCUGAUAGGUCCAAUGGUCCAGAUGAACCCAGAGUCGGCCACACCAUUCAAGGUUUUUGUGGCAAAGCUCCUGAACCACAUGAUGCCGAGCCUGACUCUGGGCUCCAUCGAGUCCAGAUGGGUCUCACGGGACAAAACACAGGUGGAGGCGUACGACAACGACGAGCUGAACUACCAUGGCAGACUGCGCGUGUCCUUUGGCAUACAGUUGAUGGGAGCCGCAGAGCGUAUCGAGAGGGAGAUCCCGUCCAUCAGCUGGCCUUUCCUGAUCCUCCACGGCGACGAUGACAAGCUCUGCGACAUCAGAGGCUCCAAAAUGAUGCACGAGAAAGCAGCAAGUUCAGACAAGAAAUUGAAGAUCUAUGAAGGAGCCUACCAUGCACUCCACCAUGACCUUCCAGAGGUGGCUGAGUCUGUGCUGAAAGACGUGACCAGCUGGAUCACAGAACGACUUCCCGACAAAACAGCAGCACAGCAGCGCAGCUCGUAGAUUUGUGACUUGCAUAAUUCAGUCGGCGCUCCAAGGAACCUACCAGCCGUGUCACAGCAGGCGGGCUCAUUUUCCUGUGGCCUAUUAGGCAUAACAAUCCUACUCCAUUCUCCUCUAUUGGAGGCAUGCUAUUUUAUAUAAAAGGACAUUUAUUCUGUGUGGCAGUAAGACUGUCAGGCAUCUAUUCCACCAGUUAACCUUCUUCCGUCUCUGUACACGUAUCGUCAGGUCAGGACUUAAAAUAACUGAGGGUGUCAGAUAUAGUUGUUUAAGAAACGCAGCCGUAACCAUCCAGCAAAAACUACGAUCAGGAUUGUGCCUCAGGUGUUCCACCCAGCAGGCUUAUGUUUGUGUUUAUCAUCUCCAUGGAAGAUGAAGUUCAGGUGAAGUUUUACAAAUCGCAUGCUAGGUUUCAAAGUGCAAUAAUUAAGUUUUCAUUCACUCUUUAAAAAAAAAAACAUAAAAAAACAGGAAAGCUUUCUAAAGUGCCAACACAAGGAAUUUCUCUGUUAUUGAUCUGUAAAUGAGUAAGUUGAUAACAGCAAACUCUUUUUGCUCAUCUUCCACUUACAUGCAGGUCAGAGGUCAGGGUCAGCUUGAGGACAGCACAUCAGAUCAGUGCAUGCCUGAAUGUCUGUCUGUUGUAUCUUUUUCCUACAGUGCUCACCUGAGAAUCCUAAAUUGCUCAAUUUGAAUGUCUUGUUUGUAUUUCUAUGUUUGAAGGGGAAAAAAAUCCUUCUUUAAGCACUCGGGUUAUUUAUAACAAAAACUCUUUAUAUACCCCCCCCCCCCCCUUGUGUUUCUUUUGUUUGGUUUGAGGACAGAUGGUUGACCUAAGAACAGAUGGUUGUCACAGAAAUGACUGAAAAUUACUGUCAGAGAUACAAUCUAAUAUAGUUUUUUUAAUUAUUUCUAUAUUAAUAAUCAAUUCUUUUUAAGGUUGUAUUUUAUAUGACGGGGAAGUGCACUCAUUUCAUAAAAAUAAAUCUUGAACAGUUGUUUUCCAAGAUGAGGAUGGAACAGGUGAAGCUGUUCUCAUUCUCUGCAGGUGGGAAUUGUUGUGAGAGGGCAAGGGUCAAAUGCUGUCUCAUUUCACUGACUUCUGACCUUCAGAAAGUGAUGCUUCAACACACUGAUGGGGGGGAAAAAUCCUAUUCAGGCAUCAUUAAGUCAGACAACAAACUAUAGGGUCCAGCUGGAAAAUGGGUCGGAAACUUCCCACUGUCUGCAUGAGGACAAAAGACUGCAUUGUCUGCAUCAAUGCCACGCGUCCCCAUUUAAAAGCAAGACUAUAUUUUAUCAAAAUACAAUGCUGCAGGUCAACAGUAGCUAAAAAAGCAGCAAAACUUCCCUUUUUAUGUUUGUUUGUUUGUUUCCAAAUCAGUGGUGAAGCCAACUGUAGCUUCAUGCAUGUUAGCAAUAAUAUCAUACUCGAUUUUAUUAUUAUUAUUAUUAUUUAUAGAUUAUUUAUGUCAAGCAAAGCAGAAGUGUAACUUAAAUUGCAAUUGACUGUGUUUAGCAGCUGCAGCAUGAUGGAGCCACAGAUUUAUGAAGCUUGUAAAGGUUUCAGAAGUUGUUAACCCGCGUGUCAAAUAGUCUCGGUAACCUGGAGCAUGAUAGAUUGGGGUCUCCAUGGUAACAUGUGUGACCAUGGUAGCAGUCCAGCUACAUGUGUUUUUACAUGUGUGAACCCCAUGGUGAUUCCAGCAGAGAAUGUUAAAGUGAGAUGAAGGCUUGCUACUUGCGGGUGUCCACCUUUCUGCCUCCAUACUUUGUGUUUUGUUUCGUCUCCACCAGUUAUUGACAGGUGGAUUUUUUUUGGCUCUAAUCUGUUAACAAUGCUUUUGUACUGUCAAUCACUAUACAGGGCACUGUUGUGCAGCAAAGUGAACCAGCUGGUCCUUUCUGUAAUUCAUACUGUUCAUCAUAGCAGUGUACAAUACAGUGUGUGGAUAGCAGUAGAUUUAUUUAAUACUUUAGGGCUGGCAAAUCUCUGUCAUUUGAGAAAAAAAUGCCUCUCCUGAUUCUUCUUAGCUUGUAAUGAAUUUUACAAUUUAUGAUAUUUCUGCUUGUGUAAUUUGUCAGUUGUUUUCAAAUAUGUAAUCACUGUAAAUAGAAAAAGUCAGUAGCAAUGAGCUCACCUUUCAGCAGUUUCAGAUUUGACAUUUUUGACGUAACCCGGAGCAGAACUGCAGGCGUUUUUCCACUAAACCCCUAAUUAGAGCUGCAGCACACACAGACCAAACAGCGCUAGUCCUAUUUAAACUCCUAAUGACACCCCUGCUGCACAACAUGAGCACAAUGGUUUCAGCUCAUACUGCAGUUUCAAAAAAUGCCCUACCUGUCAGUUUGUGCGUGCGUAUGUAACGGCGAUCACUCGCUUUGGGCGUGGAGAGAAGUUGGUAUUCAGUGAGAGGACCAGAGACGGUAUCUGACAGUAACCAUGGCAGCCGUCUCUUUCUUUCCUAUCCCAGCUCAAGAAAUGUAUUAAUUUCACAGGAAAUGUGUGUUUAUGCUUUCAGGCCUUGUUGUCCACUUACUGCUCUGAGGAUUCCCUUUUAUGUGAGCGUGCAGAUAUGAAAAAGAAUAACUGGCAGCGAAGGAUGGGAGCUGUGUGCAGUUAUUACAGCACCGCCUGCUCUGCUGAUAGUACAGAAAACACAAUUUUCAUCUAGAAUUAGAGGAGUGUUUUUUUAGAUAUCUUAGUUUAAAAGAGAAAAUGUAUUUCAAUUCCCUGAGACAGAAUAACUUGCAUCUUUCUGAGAUUAAAAAUGUGCAUGCUCCCUGUGCAAAGAUGCAGAUACACUAAAGCUCGGCAGAUCUGGCGACAGUCUGCAAGGUAAAGAUACUUCUUUUUUAUAUUUAUUUUAUAUUCAGAAAGGAAGUAAAAAUAAUGAGGGUAGUAAUGGCCAAUAGCUGUAUGUAAAUAGAUUACAGCAUCAUUACAGACCAAUUCGGUGGACCUGCUGGUCUGUCCACAGGGCAAGGUUUUUUUCAUGUUUCUGUUUUUUUCUAUGACUUGAUGACUGUUUCUAAAGAAAGAAAUGUUAAAUAAGAUAACAGACCACAGGCACACAUCAGUCUCUCUAGUUUAUGAGAUUAAAGUUUCCUGGAGAGUGCAAUGUUUUCAUAAAUCAUAUCUCUGGUCAGGGCUAAGAUUUCAAAAAUUCUGGAUCUGUAUACUCCAAAUUGUGAUAAAAUAGAAAUAGGUAUAUAAAAAUAUUAUUUUCUCCCUCAUGAAAACAUAUAAAGGUUUGCUCCGAUUUAUAUGUAGAUGUGUGCUCAUUUUCCAUUCAAUAAUGUUGCAGUUUGCAAUAAAACUCCAAAAGGAUUUAGCAUAUCUUGUAUUCAUCUAGUUAAAAGUAUAUUUUAGAAAAGUAAUUUUAGAUUUUAAUGUGUAAAUAUCGAUCACCUGAAGGAAAACCUUUUCUAAUCACAACUUGAUUUCCACAUGAUGUUGUUCAGCUGUUUAAGACAUUGUUACACAUUCACAUGCAUACAUGACAACCAGCUCAAUGUAUUUAUGUGUGUAGUCACUGUUUGGCCUCUACAAACUGUUAAACUUUCUAAUAAGAAUCUGUGUAGGGAACAUCUUCAAGCAAGAUAUCAAAUAAGACGUCUUGUUGCAGAUAUAUUGAGUGACACAUGACAUUUUAUUUAUUUAUAAACCUAUAUUUUUAGUUUAGUCUUCAAUAAAAGAGAUUAUACGUAAAUCUUAAUUUGGGUCUGAAAAAAAUACUUCUGAGGAUUACAUUUAACUAAUUUAAAUGUAAUAUGUUUAUGAAAAUAUGUAUUGAAGUCAAACUACAUUGUUUUUUAUCUUUGUUUUGUGCCUUAUACUAUGAUGAAUGUGUAUUGUAUAAUUUUCACAAGAAUUCAUAUUAUUUGUGUGUUUUGAGAAACACAAGAGAUACUAUUAGUAAAGCAGAUACCAUAAAUUGUAUUUUCUCUUCUGGUUCUGUUCAUUUCCUCUUCCAGCAUCAUCCAAUUUACAUCUGUUUGUCAAAAUUGAAGGUGCAGCAUUUAUUUCUGUUUAAGAGGAGAGGCAAUACAUGUUGUAUGUUUUUCUGUGCAGACUGAACUACAGCACAUAAAUAUAUUACCUCCCAGUUC
This is a messenger RNA of Oryzias latipes (Japanese medaka), 5463 nucleotides long. It is a transcript of the gene mgll, whose product is annotated as monoglyceride lipase. The record is from RefSeq and is a predicted model, not a curated record. NCBI's taxonomy places the organism in Eukaryota, Metazoa, Chordata, Actinopteri, Beloniformes, Adrianichthyidae.